GGAGGGAACGGGGCAGCGGAGGUCACAGAACCCGCGGUAGCAGGAGCAACCUUUGAUUUUCGUGGGAUUUAUUUCCGCUCUUUCGGGGAGCAGGAAAGACCAAAGGGACCAAUCGGCAGGAGAGUUCACUCUGCCACGCCGAGGCGCGCAGAGGAAGACAGCCAGUUUGGCUCCCAGCGCCAACGGUCGCUUUCGCGGGCGAGCAGCCCCCACAGCAGCGCCCCAGUUCCAGCAAGGACGUGGGGGGCCACCCCUCCGGUUCAGAGAGCCCAGGCUGGGGAGCAAGCUGUAGUUCCCAGGCCGGACCCGGGAGGCACAGAGGGGACGCACUUGAACCCCCACUGUCCCUCCCGUGCCGCAGAAACUCUGCCCACCGUGGGGAGCCCUGAGAGCGGUGCGGCUCGCAGAGGAGCCGGGAGAAGGCAGGAGGGAGCCACAGCCCCAGCGCGGCAGGGCGGUGGCUCGCAGCGCGGGAAGCCGGACCACCCUCCGCCCCUGAAGGUGCGCACCGCUGGGCUCUGAGGGGCGCGGCGGCAAGAAGAGGCUCGGAGCAACAGGUGCGACCUCAAGGCGCCGCGGGAGCGAGGGGACGCCGUCCGCCAGGGACUGGAACCCGUCCGGCGCAGAAGAGUCUCCCGCCCGCCCAGCCUGCCGCCUGCCAGCAUCGCAGCCGCCCAGACCGGUACCUCUGUGCUCCGGAGCCCGCCGCCGCCCGGCACUUGCAGCACCGCCUCCUCGGUAGCCGGACCAGGCAGGAGGACGGUGCUGCACGGCUCGGCCCGGGGCGCUGCCCCCUGCUGUCUUGCGGGUAGCAGGAGUUUCUGGCCGGAGAGGCGCGUCCUCGCUGCUCUGAGCUGGGCCGCCGGGAGACACUUGGCUACCUCCAGAGCCAGCUUUCCCCCGGCUUGCACCCCUCUCCAGCGCACUCCUUUGCACAGCGCCCAAAAGGGGUGUCCCGGUAAGUGAUGGAACUGGCUACCUUGAACCUCAGCGAGGGGAAUGGGAGCGAGCCGGAGUCUCCUACCCCGGAAUCCAGGCCGCUCUUCGGCAUCGGCGUGGAGAACUUCAUCACGCUGGUGGUUUUUGGCCUGAUUUUUGCGAUGGGCGUGCUGGGCAACAGCCUGGUGAUCACCGUGCUGGCGCGCAGCAAACCGGGCAAGCCGCGCAGCACCACCAACCUGUUCAUCCUCAACCUCAGCAUCGCAGACCUGGCCUACCUGCUCUUCUGCAUCCCCUUCCAGGCCACCGUGUACGCACUGCCCACCUGGGUGCUGGGCGCCUUCAUCUGCAAGUUCAUACACUACUUCUUCACCGUGUCUAUGCUGGUAAGCAUCUUCACCCUGGCCGCGAUGUCUGUGGACCGCUACGUGGCCAUUGUGCACUCUCGGCGCUCCUCCUCCCUCAGGGUGUCCCGCAACGCGCUGCUGGGCGUGGGCUUCAUCUGGGCGCUGUCCAUCGCCAUGGCCUCGCCGGUGGCCUACCACCAGCGCCUCUUCCAUCGGGACAGCAACCAGACCUUCUGCUGGGAGCAGUGGCCCAACCAGCUGCACAAGAAGGCUUAUGUGGUGUGCACCUUCGUCUUUGGCUACCUCCUGCCUUUGCUGCUCAUCUGCUUUUGCUACGCCAAGGUCCUUAACCAUCUGCAUAAAAAGUUGAAGAACAUGUCAAAAAAGUCGGAAGCAUCUAAGAAAAAGACUGCACAGACCGUCCUGGUUGUGGUUGUGGUAUUCGGCAUAUCCUGGCUGCCCCAUCAUGUCGUCCACCUCUGGGCUGAGUUUGGAGCAUUCCCAUUGACCCCAGCUUCCUUCUUCUUCAGGAUCACUGCCCACUGCCUGGCAUACAGCAAUUCCUCAGUGAACCCGAUCAUAUAUGCCUUUCUCUCAGAAAACUUCCGGAAGGCAUACAAGCAAGUGUUCAAGUGCCACAUGGGCAAAGAACCGCUCCCCAGCGAUACUAAGGAAAACAGGAGCCGAAUAGACACCCCUCCAUCUACCAACUGUACUCACGUGUGAAAGUGUGCUUGAGCCUCCUGUCCUUUAGCUCCCGUGUGUGUUAGAGAGAAGAGGCUAUGGUGAAUUAUCAAGAAACAUGGCAGCUUGUUCUACUGACAACAAUUCAUAUUGUUCUAGCUACGUUCCAUAGCUGUUAAAGUGCUUUGAUUGUUUAGGGAACUCCGGGGUCCACUGAAGAUUAUUUUCUAAUUUGUUUCAUCUUGUAAUUAUAUUUCUGAAACAUAAGAAAAUUCUAUAUAGUUUCUAUUUCUCAAGGAGUACAAGUCGAAUAGCAUUCUAUAAACAUGUUCUGAUCUCCACGGUAUAAGGCAACUUCUGUAGUGAAGAAUAUUUGAAGCCUACAUUUUAAAGCCAGUUAAAUUUAGGGAAAAAGUUCCUUUUCUUCUUUUAAUUUAGAGAGAAGAAAUAAUGUCCUGUGUUUUGGAAUAGAACUGUGGUCCCAGAACAGUGAAUUUUAUUUUAUUGAACCUUUGUGGACAGGGUGGACGGGGAUGCUUUUCAAGGUCUGUUCCCCUGGGUAGCCAGAGGUCUGUCUGGGACCAUGAGACCACCAAGUUCAUCUCAGGAGAUUAGCAGUGACUCUACUUUGAGCCUGGCGGACUGGAAGGUGUAGGGUGAACUAAGCAAUGCCCAGCGGGUCUGCUGAGGACUGCUGCUCUGGCAGAUGCAGCAGAGGGUGAGUUCCGAGAAACUGCAUGCUAUAUCUUUAAGGAUGUUCUUGGCAAACGUGCCUCCAGAGAUCCUAUGAAACCAGUCGGCCAGUGAUUUUUAUAGGAUGGAAAACUGGACAAAACUUAGCCACAUGGGUAAUAUCCAUGCCCAAUAGAGAAAUCAGGAGAGACAUUUGAUUCCGAACAACCAAAGACAAAGAAUAUGCGAGAGGGUAUAUAUAUAGAGACAUGCUAUUUUAUAGACAUGCUUUUUUCAUUAAACUUGUACCAACAAAUGUUUAAUGUUCAUUUGCCCCAAGUAUUGUUCCAUGGGUUAAUGUUAAUUUAGAGUUAAAAUCCUCACCACUUGACUUACAAGUGUAAUUUUUAUGACAAUUUCAUAUUUAUUUAUACUUGCCAUAGGAAAAUGCUGUGAAAAUGCUAAACUGUCCUAUCUUAGAAGAGUAAUGAUUAGAUUUAAGACUUUGAUAUACUUUAGGAGGCAGUAAACACAAGCAAAACACUUUUUUAUUUCUAAAUCAAAGAGGGUGUUGUCUGUGCCAAGUGAGGACUCCUUCUGAAGCACCUAGUUUGCGUUAAAGCAACGCCGUGCGAGCCCUCGGCUUGCUAACCUCUCUAGCUCCGCCCAUUCAUUCUCGCGACCAUCUCCCAGUGAACGGUGUGAACACUUGCAAAGGCCUAAGUCGCCCUCUGGAAAAAGAGACCCUGCUUGAAUCAUGGGAAACGGCGGGUUUUCAGUGGUUGCCAGGGAAGGACGGCGCCCUGGCAGAGGCGGGUGUUUUAAAGAUAAUUGUGAGCCCUUUGCAGGGGGUUUGUCUGUCUGCACUUUAUUCAAUAUUUUAUCUUGAAAAGACACCUCAUGUAGUUUGUGGAACCCGAAGCUGCCGCUGUAGAUGUUGGCGCACCUUCGUCAUUCCACAGAGGUACUUGGUCAAACCUGUGUGUGAAGAGAGACUUCCUAUGCUGUCAGAGCUGCCUUGUUCUCUUCUGGUCAGAGGUACCUUAGAGGAGAGUGUUCAACAAUACUGUGGCUGUGGCAGGGCUUCUCAAGAAGCUGUAAUGGCGUGAGCGUUGGCAGCAUGUGUUCACACAACUAUGGCUGGGUCUUCCUCAGACAGCAGCCUCUAUAGGUAAGGCCUACAGCAAUACAGUGACGACUCACACCUGCAAAGCCCAAAUUUGCUAAACACCUGUUCAAAUUGCUCCUGCUACAGGAAGAUGCCUCUUGAGAACUGCCUGUCAUUCUAAUGAUUUUCUCGUAGCCUUGUACCUGAGCGAAUCUCUAAAACAACUUAGAAUCCUGAUUGUAGCCUACUUUCUGCAAAGACGGGAGACUCAGUGUUUCGGAUGGAGUUCCUAAGGGCAGAUCAGCCAGGAAGAGCCUGUACAGGUGGCAAACUUCUUCCUGUUGUGGCUCUUCCUGUUAAGUGAGCACCGAGGUCAGCCUGGAGGCACUGGAUGACGGUGGCCCCUCUGACACAGGGGCAUUCCCUGCAGCCAGGCAGAGGAGGAAAUGUGUGGGCCUUCGAAGCUGGGUGGCUGUGGAGCUGUGAUUUUUAGGGUGUUUCAAAGAAAACUGAAGUUUUCUCUACAAGCUUUCCUGCUUCAGUGCUCCGAGGCAGCUGUUGCUUUCGUGGGAUCUUCGCUUUAGUGCAGAGAUGGACUUGCAUCUAUUUGACUAGCUGGAAAGUUUGCUGUUACCUGUCCGUGCAUACACACCUGCACAUGCGCACACCCACUCCAGCUUCCUGCUGAGGAGUGCAGUCAGCAACAUUCCCUAGAGGUAUUGUGAUACACUUGUUUUAUGCCCUUCCGACCGACCAUGUAUGUCUUCAGCAGUGUAGGCGACUGAGGCCUCUCUCUGAAUAUUUUAGGCAAAUUAUUGUUGCUUUUAACUAAAUUGUUCAAUUUACACAUUGAGAGUAGAACAAUUUCCUGUCUCCCUUUGUCCAUCUUUUGUGCUUUUGUCCUCUUGUCUCAACUUCCUACCUCUCCAGAAGUCCUUACCUGAUGUAUUUUUUCAUAGUUAACCUCAUUUCCUCCAGAUAUAACAGGUCAGAGCAGAGAGUGAGCUGGCUGGGUUCAUGAGUAAUGCAGAGCUUGGAGCUGCUUAUGACUCAGCUUCAAAUUGGGACGGGGUGGAUCCCUGCUUUUAGCUACCUCCCAGGUGCACAGAGGUCCAGCCGUGAUAACUUCACUCUGCUGACUGAAACCGCAGGUUGGGAUGCCUCUGACGGGAGAGGACCAUUCACUGAUGUGCCUGCCUCCUCCCAUUCUGGGCUACGUAGAGCCCUUGAGCCUUGCUGUGCUUGUGAUAAAACCACAUUAAGAAUAGUAAGAAUAAUAGGUGAGUGGCCGCAUCAUGCACUUAGCUUUGGAGAUUUGCUACAUACAUAUGUAUGUAUCACAAAUGGUGGGAACUGGAGAAAUGCACGAUGGAAUCACUUCCUGAGGAAGCUCAGCUAUCCAGCACGUGCUGGUUCUCAUCUCCGCUGGCUGGAAAUGUUUCUCAUGCUUUCGAUUUGUAAGCGGCUGACUAGGGGAGUGAGUCAGACCCUCAGUCAUUAAAGAGUUGUAUGCCAGGCUUCUUCUUGAUGCUACGUUAAUAACCUGCCUAGCUAACACCUUGUUUAUUAUGUUGGCCAUACGAAGCAGGUGCACAGUGAGUCUCAUAAUGACUGACUUGCAAUGGUAACUCUAUCUGCUUUAAAUGGACACCAUAUUUGAAUACUUUCCCUGUCAGAAGUGAGAAAAUUGAGCUGCUUAAAAGGCUUCGCAUGUUGUGGAUGUAAGCUGCGUUUGUGUAAGGCAAGUGUGUUUCAGGUCACACAUUAGAUGUUCUGUUGCUUUCUUGUGCGCAUGCCAUGUCUCUGAUUCUACCUGGUGGCUUCUCAGUGUGACAGGCUCAGAUGGCACCCUGCAGGUCUGAGGUAAUCCUGUCUAUGCACUGAUGGUAUGCUGAAACAUUCGCUGGCUUGGACAUUUACUCCUUGAUGGUCUUGAUGGUUGGUUGUGUCCUGUCAAUCCUGUUGUUGGCUCCAUGAGCAUCUGGGGUGCUGGGGUGCUGUUCUGGGUACAGUGACAGCUGUAUGGCCACAUGAGUGGACGAGGAGAGGGGAAGGAAAGUGAGCCUUCUACCUCUACUUGCCCUGUGGAAAUGAUCCCAUCUAGAUUUUCUGAAUCUACGCAGCACUGGCUGGGGGUUGGCAGCUUGAACAGCUGCAGGAAAGCUUAUCCUGCUGUUGAGGCUUCUGUCGUCAGCUUGGGUGGAAAGCGUGGUCUUCCUGCUGAGGAGCAGACUUUAGGGCAGUGCAGGCUGCACUGUAUAGCUUCAGAUCCUCAGAAAUUAGAGAAUUCAGCCAUUGAAGAGACUUAGAGUGAACUGGGGCUCUACCGCAAUGUUUUCUAGCAUCUUGGAGUAUGGGAGCCAGUGCAAUAGCCCCUACUUGGCUGAGCUUUAAGCUCCGUGGGCUUCUUUGGGAUAAUGUCUACCACAGUUCUGCAUUUCAAAAGAUUAGACACUGAUGAUUAAAUCUGGCUGAUUUGUGUGUCAUCAGAUGCCCGUGGAGCUUCGAAGCUCUUUUUCUCCCUCAGUCAGCUUGUUUGGGGCAUGGAAACACCCCUGUUAAGCCACACGGAGACAGAGAAGUCAGGUUGUGGGUGACCCUUCCAUAUAGCAUCAGGGUGGGGCCAGUCUUUCAGGGUAUAGGUGACCAUGCAGGCACCUGCUAUUGUGUCCUCAGGAGGAAGAGACUUGCUAUUGACUGGAAUAAGUGCCAGUCCAGGACGUCUGAGGGGAUCCCAGGGAUCCUGAUCCUGGGGUUCCUUAGGAUCCGUGGACCACAGCACACAAAGCCUUGCUGAACUGCUCAGGAAACCACAGGUGGACACCCAGGCUUGCUUCUGGGGCUUCUGCCCUUCAGGCGACUGGGAACCAUGAGAAAACAGUGUGGAAUGAGAUUGUUGGCCAAGCUAGUAGGUGACUUUUCGUUCACUCAGUCACAAAAAUCUGUGAAGCAUUUCUCUGAGAAGAGAACUGUGAACCCAAGCCACGUGCUGUUCCUUGUCUAUGUGAAUUUCUAUCAUCCUUCUUCACUCACUCCUUCUCAGCUGUUCUCUCCCACUUUUACCUAGCUUUAGCCACAUUUCCACACGUUUCUGUCAGUGUGGAGGGAUAUUCAGAGCUUGGCCAUGUCUUCCAUAUCCUCAUUGCUUACUUUGGAUUUAGGAUGCUUCUUGGCCCUCUCAACAAUAAUUACUUUUUAAACAGCUAAGUGUGAGACACUUAGACUUCAGGAGCAAAGUGUUUCAAUAACAGAUCAUGGGUGGUUAAUCAAAUCUUUCCUAUAGUCAGACUGCACAAGAGGAGGCCAGACAUGGCUGCCAUCUUAGGUGUGGCUGUUGAAAGACAGACUCCGACUACAAACAGCUGAGGUUCAAGAAUGUAGAACUAGGAAGUACUCCAUCUGAUUAGAAGUUAAGAAAUCAUGGUGAACAAAUCUUGAUUGGACAACAUGGUGACAGCCACCCAGCGUUGACUAUGAGAAUGUUUUUACCAUUGAAAGCGGGGUGUGUGUGGGGGUGUUAUUGUUUUGUUUUCUUCCAGAGAAUGCUGCUUAUAUGGAGGCAGCAAAGAAAACAGUUUGCAUUAGCAGGCUCAGGGGCAGGCAGCCACACCCAAGCUUCUGGUGUUUGUGCACUGGGUCUCUUAGCUUCCAGUUAGCAAGCAAGUGUUCUUCACAUGCAUGAGGGCAGUAAACAGAGUAUAGGUUUGAGGUGUUUUUUUAGACGGAGCUAAAGAUUAAAGGCAGCAACUCCAGACAGAAAGCCUAAUUAUAUCACAGACAUAUCCAGAAGCUAUAAAUGGCUAUGUGAGGGCUGUUUUCCAUGGUUUAGAGUUCUAGUGUUCCAUCUUAUGUUCUUAUAUCACGGGAAACUGGGAAGCUGACAGAGGGGGCAGGCAUUCUGCUCUGUGUCUGCUGCUGAAUGGCUCUGUGUGUUUCUCAAGUUCGGUCUGCCUGAGCCGUGGGCGCCAUGUGUACUGCAGCGAGGAGCAUGGCUGGGAGGACUCCUUUUGGGUCUAUGCUCCUGGCAAGUUAUUCUUGGGAGUUUGGUAUCCUUGUCAUCUGUAGAGGAAGGUUCUGGAAAAGAUGUCUUCAACUUGGAAAUCUAGAUAGCCCUGUUCUCCCUUUCUGGGGUGACAGGGGUGUGGGCAGAGGGUGUGAGUUUGCUUGGGGGGGCUGAGUUUGUGCGUAGAUGGGAGCAAGCAUUUUCUGUGAUGUCCACGCUGGUUAUCUGAAGGUAAAGGCAAAACCUGGGCACCUGAGGGGUGUGAUAGAAGGCUUCCGUGUGUCCAGAGGUUAGAACCACUCACAGUGACUGAUGGGCCUCCAAGGGCCCAAUGUCACAGCUCUAGAGGAAAACAGAGUUACCAUGGGAAUUUAAAUCACUGAGAUUUCUACCAUUUGCAUUGGGCAGAUUCUUCAUGCCCAUCCAGCUACCGGCACAGAAAUAGUCCCAGAAACAUAGGGUUUCCAGAGACACCACAGAGUAUGACAGGCCGUCUUCAAAACAAGGCUUUCAUGGCAAGGGCACUUCUGCCCCCCACCCCCAUCCCAACACAAAACUUUAAAAUGAUCUUCACAAUUGUUACAUAUGGAUUCUUGAAAUCAGGGUUUUACUCACUGUUAAUUAAAUAUGUGCAUGUCUUUGCCUGUAUUACUAUCUCUAAGAGAUAAUUAUAAUAUUGCCUGUAGCUCUCUCUAGUUAAAGCUUUUGGUCAAGUAAGCAGUAAAAGUAAAGAAAAAAAUCUAUGUAUACUAUAAUUUGACUCUUGCUAAUGAUGCUGCUUAGAUGCUGCUGUUGAACACUGGCUUGAGUAGCCUGGUGCCUGAUGAUCUCUGCUAUCAUCCUUGUUCCUUAAGGAGCUGUCAAUAAAAUGUAUCUCCUAAUGACAGCUCAAGCAUGAAUGCCAAUAAACUUACAAAACAAAAACACCCCAAAUUCAAAGCCCAUGUUCGUGUACUUAAGCCAAACCAACUUUAUCCGACAUCUCCCACCCUUGUGUGCUGCAUGGAAUCUGCACUUGGCGAUUUGAACCAAUUUUCUUUAAGUGAAAAUAAAAUUUGUUCUUUGAAGUG
Messenger RNA from Meriones unguiculatus (Mongolian gerbil), 8823 nucleotides. RefSeq names its product galanin receptor 1 (gene Galr1). Gene Ontology annotation, biological process: negative regulation of adenylate cyclase activity; positive regulation of cytosolic calcium ion concentration; G protein-coupled receptor signaling pathway. The coding region runs from base 966 to 2012 and encodes 348 amino acids. NCBI's taxonomy places the organism in Eukaryota, Metazoa, Chordata, Mammalia, Rodentia, Muridae. The record is from RefSeq and is a predicted model, not a curated record. The transcript has 3 exons. Gene Ontology annotation, cellular component: membrane. Gene Ontology annotation, molecular function: galanin receptor activity.